AUGAAAGAUAAAGAAACUGCACCAGGAGAUGGUAUUAGAUCCCUAAAAACAUCCAGAGUGUUUAGAAUCAUAAAUUUUGAACUGUAUUCAAAACCGGUAAUAAAUUUCUUGCUUUCAAUUAAUUAUUUAUAUUUUUAAAUCAUGGUGAUUAAAAAUACAUGACGCCAUUACUUUGUCACGGCGUCACAAUGACUGGAUGAUAUACUGUGGUAACGACAUGCAGUCACUAACGAUUAAUGUUUAUAAUAAUAACUAUACAUAAUCCAUUAGCUAUAAAAGAGACCAGAAUUUUUUUACCAAAUAGCUAAAAAUAUUGGUCACAAGGCACCUUUAAAAGUAACAGUGACCUUUAAGUUGCUGUCACCAUUGUCACAAUGACAUAUUUUUGUCAUUGGUUCGCAUUACUAUUUUUACUAUUUUUAAACACUGAAAAUUGUCUGGUCAAUAUUUGGUCAUUUCCCCCCUCCACUCCACCCCAUUUAUAAAUUUAAACAGACUACCCUCAAUUGUUUUCCAAGUUAAAAUUAUAUUUCAUUGCAAUAGUGAAAUUGAGAUAUAGUUUAGUCUUUUGAUAAAGAUAAAAAUAAACAAUAAGUUACAGGUGGUAGUUUGUGUCAAAUUUAUUUAUCAACUCGCAAGUUAUAAAUGCAUUGUGGAUCACAAUUUGUUUUUGUUCGUCUCAUUGCUCUGUGAUAUAUUACAGCUUUAUACACUAAUUUAUAAUUUGACAUUGCAGUCUUUAACUGUGUUUUAAAUUUUAGUUUUUGAAAAUAUGAACUUCCAUAGGUACUAGUUACGAGAAUGUCUACAUUGUGGCUUGAGUAUAGUAUAAGGAUACAAAUUUUCUAUAAUAAUGAAAUAAUAUUAUUAUAAUUUACUGCUGGAAAAGACUGAAGAAAAUUGUUCGAGAUUUAUCUGUUUACAUACAAAUAUAAAUAUAUUUAAUCUAUGGUACCUAUAUCUAAUGAGUCAUUAGUCAUUAGUAAUGACUAUUACUUCUUGGCGCAUACAAUAUAAAAUCAUUUUUUCGUCAAAUAAUUAUUAAAUGUUAAAUUGUUGUAGUCAGAACUAUUUAAAAUUAUUUGGUUAAAAUCCAAUGUAAACAAAUAUUAUUGAAGUAUUAUGAUGUUUAGAAUAGUUGUAUGACGUCAUUGAGCCAGUCUUGCUAUAAUUGAAUAUCUUAGCAUGAAAAAAUUGCUCACUUUACACAAUGAUUAACCAACAUAAAUUUUUUAUUUUUGAUAGUUGAUUUGAGUAAAAUGUGUGAUCGAAGUAUCAGAAUUUGAUCACACUCUUGUAGUCGCGAUGCCAUGUCGUGUGUUGCGAGAUGUAUGUAACAAAAAUUAUUUUUAUAAUAUUUAAAAUUUUUAAAAACAACUGGCCAUUGGAAAAAUUCUAGUUUCACAGACGUCUUCAGUGUAUAAAAACACAAUACAUAUAUACAAAAAAAACUUCAAAAAUAGUUAAAUAAAUGUGUGAAGCGAGCAAGUUUUACACGUAUAAUGUAGACAAUUACAGCCAGUCUGGCCCAAUUAUGUCGCACAUCUUUUUUAUAACUCAUUAAAUAUUGUGAGUAAAGACUAUACCAUUUUGCUUAGAGUUAGAAAUUCUUUCAAAUUAAAAAAAAAAACUUGGUUUUGUGUUUUGUGCUAUUUUAAACAUAUAUUCAUAUAUUUUUUACAACCAAUUUUUUGAAAUUGGUAUUGUAGUUAGAACUACUACUUACUAUAUAGGUACUUAGAUAACUAAUUAAUUGAAUUUUAUGUAAAUGAAGUAGUUAAGUAACUGAAAAAAAUUGACUUUGUUUCUUAAUUAUGUGUAUAGUAAUAUUCAGUUAUAUGCUAACAAAUUUAAAUGCUGAAGGUUGAAACUGGAAUCCAAUUGGUACGAUUUGUGGCCACAAGAUAAAGUGGCAGUUAGAUUUUAAUAGUGUUUAUAAAGAAAAGCACUAAAAAAUAAUUGUCAUUUAUAAUACAAAUUGUAUUAUUUUGUUAAUAUUUUAAAUUGACAUUGAUUUGAUAAUAAUGAACAUUUAAAGAAAAAUCAUUUUAUUAAUGUAAUAAGCAAUUGUUAAAUAUUAUAAACAAAAUGAAGUAAAGAAAUAAAAAUGAUUUUUUUUUUAAUAACUUUUAUCUAAUAUUUGUAUGGAUUUUUUUUUGUCUGUCUACUCUUUAUACACAUAUAUUUGUAUGAAAUAAAAUAAAUAAUUUUUAAAAUAAGUAACAAAUAAUUUAUAUACCUACCUCCCUAAUGUUGAUAUUAAUUAAAAUAAUUUGUAUUUUUUCAGAAUAAAGUAAUCAUGGCAUUGGGCCUUGUAUCAGUAUCAUUUACAUUUGGAUAUUUAGUUUAUAUGAGACAUCAAUAUGAAAAAAUGGGAUACUAUCCAGCUGUUGCUGAAGAUGGCCUCCAUGAAGUAUACAAGCAAAAACAAUCCAAAUGGGAUUAA
This is a messenger RNA of Cinara cedri, 2446 nucleotides long. Lineage: Eukaryota; Metazoa; Arthropoda; Insecta; Hemiptera; Aphididae. The record is from the annotation of a GenBank genome assembly.